Molecule: messenger RNA, 3376 nt
Organism: Platichthys flesus (European flounder)
Lineage: Eukaryota; Metazoa; Chordata; Actinopteri; Pleuronectiformes; Pleuronectidae
Gene: miip
Product: migration and invasion inhibitory protein
Exons: 9
Coding region: 90-1193 (367 amino acids)
Biological process (GO): negative regulation of cell migration; negative regulation of G2/M transition of mitotic cell cycle
Source: RefSeq, a predicted model, not a curated record
UUGGCGUCCAGGGUUCGAUUCGAGACUUCAGCUGUUCGUUUCACCUGCAGCUCGAUCAGCGGGAUUCAAACGUGGUUUGACGCGUGAAAAUGUCUUCCACUGAACCAGCGGACUUUCUACGAGAGCGCAACAAAGAUCUACUGAAGCGGCUGAAGCAGCAGAGGGAGAAACUGGAGCGUGUGAGCGGCUGCAGCCGGAAGAGCGACCGAGAGGACGAGGCGGAGGAGAGGAGACAGCCCGGGGAGACGGUGCCUGGGACCGAUGGAGGCCGAGGUCCGACCAGACCCACCCUCACCAGACCCACCCUCACCAGACCCACCGUGAGAAUUGCGGAAUGUGCGGACUCGUCAGACAUUCUCGAUGACAGUGAAAAACAUCUUCAAAUCCAGGACAGGCUGCAGGACACAACAUCACACAUGACCAAGGCCUGUUUAGUGAAGAACUACAAAGAUGAUAGUGAGGAGCUGAGCCCAGUCGAAUUUGACGAAUGUGUAGAGACCCCUGUGUCUGACAGGCAUCAUUUGCAGCCCUUGCUUGGAUAUGACUGGAUAGCAGGAGUCCUUGAUGCUGAGGACACAUUUGUGGAGCGCUCUGAUGAAUUCUUCAACGAUCUCCGCAAUUUCCGAUCGCUCCACAGGGAUGAGUGUGUCCACAGCCCACAAGCAGAAUUAUCUGUGGAGAACCAUUCGGGGCUGCUAACAGACAAGGAUGACACCGAAGCCAACACAGACACUCAUGAGUGUACAUUCUCUUACAGGAUUAACAGUAGACUGUUCCCGGUCCCGCUUCACGAUCAGGAGUGCUGUCCUGUCUGCAAAAGGCACAAGUCCUCCCACCCUCACACUACUGCUGAACCAGCUCUUAUCAGGGUCAUCAUCCCUCGCUCCACUCUCUUGCCAGCAUACAAGUACAAAGCCCACCGGCGAUGUAGCUUUGACUCUUCUGACAGUUUGGGGUUACCUUCGCACUGUCUCUCAGGCUGGUCCCACACAGGUCAGAGCACCCUGCCACCACCCAGUAGCCUCGACCUGCAGAGCAGUUUGAAUAAGAAGAACAAUGAACUUGAGAAUCUGUCUGUGCCUGUGAACCAGAUCUCUGACCAGAUAUCAAAUGUGUCAAAGUUGGCACGUCACAACUUCCAACACUUCUCUCCAAGGAAUAAAAUGGGAAGCACAUCGCACCCCGGGUGCUGACGAAUGAAACUGUUUAAGUGAUCAUUGUUUAUGCUGCGAGACAUUAGACACCAUCCAAGAUGAUUUCCCAUGGAUAAUGAUGGACGACAUGACAGCUCCCCAAAAAUGAAGCCGAAGCAUCUUUAUGCCAGGUGGCUGGCUGUGGUAUAGAUGAUAAACCCAGCCCUCUCUAUGUUAGUGAAUGGUACAUGGACCAAACUAAAACGCCAAAAUUCAUGUCAAAUACAUUUUGAUGGUCCCCAUCAUUUCCAGUAGUUCCGAUAACACCGACGUUUGUUCAAGUGGUCAUUUGUUCAGUAGGUUUGGCAUUAAUUAGUUAUUAGGGACAUGAGCCUAUCUUCUAUAUACAGUCUGUGAUCUGUUCGUCUUUUUUUGUAAACAGUUCAUUUCGAUAAUGCCUUUCUUUUACGUCUCUAGGAAAUGUGUUUGCUUAAAUUAGAUUUUUUUGUAACAAAAAACAUUGGAUUGAUAAUGUAAGACUUUUUCCAAACAGAUUAAGCUCUACACGUGACUGUGGGCCUCAUGGAUGUGAGGCCAGAGGUUUUACGCCACAGUUUAAUGAAACCAUAUUAUUCCUAAAAGUUAAAUUUGAGUUUUCUCUGUAAAUCUCACAAUACAGAGGAAGUCGUUUUGAGUCAUGUUUGUUGCUUGGAGACGUCUGUUUGUUUCCCUUUCCAGCUGUACACUUUGGCUAACAGGUUCACGCGCAUUUUAUUUUUUAACUUCCUUUGACACUUCCUCACUGUGAUACCAUAAAGACGGUAGAAGCAAAGGCAGUAGGUACUAUACAUGUGUUGUAUUUCACAGGAAAUCACACCCACUUAAACUUCAUGUCAAUUACUUUAGCCUUCCCCGCAGACACUGUAAAUGUUUUUGUGUCAUGGAGGUCGAUUUGAAGAAAAUGUAUCAGGGUGUGUUAAAAUAAAAUCAAGAAAAAUGUAGGUAAAUAAAUUUAGGUGCUGCCUGCAGCUGACCUGGUAGAGCUGCCACCACAACCUGCAGAGGCCCGGGUUCAAUUCUGACCCACAGCCACUUAUGCAUGUCCUCCCCCACUCUCUCUCUCUCUAUCCCCCAUUUCACAAGCUUACUAUCUCCUAUCCAUUAAAAGGCAGUAAAAAGCAAAAGACAGUUUCAACUAACGAACAAAGUGUAAUACAUCAUAAGAAGUUAUUUAAUAAAACAAACAAGUACAAGAGCAAGGGGCUGCUGCGCGACUGGAGUAGCAGAGAUUGAGGAUGUGGGAGGGGAAACUUUAAAAUUAAAUGUCAGCAUCUUGUACAGGAACAAAAAAAAUGAGACGCAUGGGCAUUAAACCGGGCACAACAUGAGCGAAUGUACUGUGGCAUAUUUAUAAGGGGAAAGUUUUUAACGAAAAUAAAGUAGUUGUGGGCGAAGUGGACUUCUGUGGCUUUCUCAGUAGCACGUCAGUGUUGCUCAGUCACACGGUAUCUGGUUGAAAUUAUCUUUUGAUCAGAACAGCUCCACUAUCCUACCACAUCUUACACCUUAGGCAUGAGCGUUUUCUCCUAAGUACUCCUAAAAUUUAGAAGGAGUACUUUAAAAUCUAAAUAGAGUAGAUAUGGAUCAUGUCCUCAUAAUUCAAAAACUAAAAAACUAAUUUAGAUGAACAGUUGACACACACAACUGGGCUCUGAGGGACUUCACUGUAUCUGGACUUGUCUGGGUAUAAACAAGAAGAGAAACUAUAACUGAUUCCACUUCCUGUUUCCUCUGCUACUGAGUUUAUUUCAUAGCCAAGAAGUGAGCCCUGAACAUUGUCCACCUAUUCACACAAUUGAAUUAGACAAAGAGCAUGGAGGAUAAACACAUUUUCACACUUGUACUUGUAUGCUUAUUAUUAUACAGCAAGUACCUUACACUAUAAUAAUGAAUGUAGGAGAAAUGAAUUGACCAUGGUGGGACCAGCAUUUUUGGCUACUGCUGGUUUCGCAAUAGAAGUAACUCACCAAAGUCCCAGGACCCGACUUUUGUAUUUGGUUCUGGUUUAGUUGGAGGACACUUCAUGGAACAGCCAUUGGUAAUGUUAUUAAAUUCAAAUGUGCUUUUUUCUGUAAUGGCAUUUAAAAACAUUCACUGUGAAAAGGCUUCACCAGUUUGGAUUUUAGAUAUGUCCUAUUAUAAUGAUUAUGUAUGUUUAAAAUAAAUUUAUAGUACUUUGUGGA